This is a messenger RNA of Striga hermonthica, 1752 nucleotides long. The record is from the annotation of a GenBank genome assembly. NCBI's taxonomy places the organism in Eukaryota, Viridiplantae, Streptophyta, Magnoliopsida, Lamiales, Orobanchaceae.
AUGGGGAGCUACAAUUAUUACAAGAUGUUCGGUUGUUUCAAUCGGAAGUUCAAGAUCAGCGAAUCGGAGCCGCCGCCGGACGUGAGGGAGGCGUUCUGGCGGUAUGCGGAGGGCUCCGAUCACAUGACGGCCGAUCAGCUCCACCGGUUCAUGGUGGACCACCAGCAUGACGUCGCGUGCACCACCAGCCACGUGGAGGCCGUGAUGCAGGCGGUUUUCAGCCACCGCCACCACUCGGACUCGAGGCGCCACCACCACCACUUCACCCUCGAGGACUUCUUCUAUUUCCUCUUUCAGGACGACCUUAACGGCCCCAUUAGUCCCACGGUGCACCAUGACAUGACUGCUCCAUUGCAACAUUACUUCAUAUACACAGGUCACAAUUCAUAUUUGACUGGAAACCAGCUCAGUAGUGACUGCAGCGAAAUCCCGAUCGUUAAAGCGCUCGAAAAUGGCGUGAGGGGCAUAGAGCUCGAUUUGUGGCCUAAUUCCGCAAAAGACAACGUGCAUGUACUUCAUGGAAGGACUCUAACAACUCCAGUGCCACUCAUGAAAUGCUUGAAGUCCAUUAAAGAGCACGCGUUCGUCAAAUCUCCGUACCCUGUUAUUAUUACAUUAGAGGAUCAUCUUACACCAGAACUCCAGGCUAAAGUGGCAGAGAUGGUGUCUCAAAUUUUCGGAGACAUGCUAUACUGCCCUGAAUCGGGUUGCUUGGAGGAAUUUCCUUCGCCGGAGGCCUUAAAACACAAAAUCGUACUCUCAACAAAGCCACCAAAAGAAUACCUCGGCACGAAUAUUGUUAACAAUAAGGAUGGAGAAUCUUCGUCGCCAAAGGAAAAAUAUUCUUCUGACGACGAGCCUGAACCACCCGAAGGUGAUGACAAGAGUGAUAGUGAUGAUGAAGAUUGCGAAAGCUUUAAUCAGAAAUCGGGGGCUGCUGCUCCAGAGUACAAGCGCCUCAUAGCCAUCCAUGCAGGGAAUGCGAAAAACAAGAGCUUGAGGCAAGUACUCAAAAUCCGAGGUAAUAAAGCCGUUAGACUUAGUUUGAGCGAACAAGAACUCGAAAAGGCUGCCGCUUUGUACGCUACCGAUGUAGUAAGGUUUACACAAAAGAACAUAUUGAGGGUAUAUCCUAAGGGAACGCGCGUGACCUCGUCGAACUUUAGGCCGAUUAACGGGUGGAUUCAUGGUGCACAGAUGGUCGCGUUUAACAUGCAGGGGUAUGGAAAAUCUUUAUGGAUGAUGCACGGUUUGUUUAGAUCCAACGGUGAGUGUGGUUACAUUAAAAAACCGGACGUUCUUAUGGAGAAAAACCGAAGCAACGAGCCCUUUGAUCCCAGUUUACCGUGGCCCGUCAGGAAAACACUGAAGGUAAUCGUGUACAUGGGAGACGGGUGGCGUAUGGAUUUCAGCCAUACGCAUUUCGACACAUUUUCGCCACCAGAUUUCUAUACAAAGAUAUACAUACUCGGUGUGCCAGCCGAUGAUGCUAAGAGGAAAACACGGGUAAUAGAAGACGAUUGGACUCCAUAUUGGGACCAAGAGUUCAAAUUCCCUUUAAGAAUACCCGAAUUAGCUUUAUUGAGGAUAGAAGUUCGAGAGUAUGAUAGAUCGGAUAAAGAUGAUUUUGGUGGGCAAACGUGCUUGCCCGUGUCUGAGUUGAGACCCGGAAUUCGAGCUGUCCCAUUGUACGACAAGAAAGGAAAGAAGUUUAAGUCAGUGAGGCUUCUCAUGCGGUUUCAGUUCGAAUGA